AUGCUGAGUGCCUUUCUUGGCGCCCUCGGUUUCUUGACCGGCGUCCUCCCCCACUGGGAGGAUGGUUCUCAUCACGAAUGCCGCUGGUGCACGCUGCUGGGGAACGCAGCGUACUAUCUGACGUUGCUUCUCUUCCCACGACGGCGGAUGGUGUUCCUGGACCGUGCCUGCGUGAUGCAGUCGGAUGAGGCCCUAAAAGCAGAAGCAGUCGUGAGCAUGGGGGGCAUCCUGAAGAGCUCGAAGUCCAUGCUGGUCCUGUGGGAUCGCACAUAUGUGACCAGAUUGUGGUGCAUGUUCGAGCUCAGCGCCUUCCUACACAGCCGGAGGGAGCAGAGAAGGGAUUUGACAAUUUGCCCAAUUCACCUGGGCCCAGUGAUGUUCGGAGGACAGCUUGGCCUCACCAUGCUGGUCCUAGUGGCUGUGUUCUGGAAGGAAAAUACGUGGGUGCUUGACUUCAGGAUCCUAACCGGCCUCGGUCUUAUCCUUUGCUUCACCGUCGUGGCGCACGUAAUGCGUGCUUCCUGGCGGGACAUCGACGUGAUGAAUCAGCAGCUCAGUGAGUUUCGCAUCGAGCACGCUCGCAGCCAGUGCUGUGAGAAGAAGCCUACACAUCCAGUUGUGUGCGACCGGGUUAUCCUUCUUCGAUGCAUCACCGCUUGGUUCGGUUCGAUCGAGAAGUUUGAGAAAUGUGUGCGAAAGGUGGUUCAAGAUGCUCUCCUCCGCCACCUUAUGAAGGAAGGUUUUUCAUACUCCCGCAUGGUACAGCUGAAUGCCCCAGCGCUGUGGUUUUUCCUUGACCGCAGCUUCACCUAUGAGACAGACGAUGAGCGGAUUGCUGGUGCAGUCCAGGCGUUUACGCAUUGGCUGGUGGUUGGACCUGUGUUUGCCCAAACUGGUCUCUGGAUCGUUUUUCAUCUGCGAAGCCGAUGCUGUACGGGAUGUCUCGAUGUCUUGGUUUCGGUGAUUGCCGUGGUGAUCGAAGCCGUUGUGAUCGGCCUGACUGCAUCACUGGAGAACGAUGUAGUCUACGGAUACACACCGAACCGGCUCAGUGGAUCACUUCUGUACUUGGGCAUCAUGGCCAUCGUGGCGUUGGUCCUGUUUCAAUGUUCUCCUUUCCUGCGGCCGAUGGCACGAAAGCAAGCACCAGAUCGUGGGCACAGUUAUUCUCCUGACAUAGCCGAAAGGAUCGGGUCGGAUCCUGUUGGGCCUGCAAGCGCAGGUCUUGAAACUAGCAGUGAGUAG
This is a messenger RNA of Symbiodinium sp. CCMP2456, 1245 nucleotides long. Lineage: Eukaryota; Dinophyceae; Suessiales; Symbiodiniaceae. The record is from the annotation of a GenBank genome assembly.